AUGUCCUCUACAAUCCCUGCCGAGGAUGGCGAUAUAUUUGAGCGUCUCCAGCAACGCGCCGACCCGAAGGUACUCGAGGAACGCCAGGACGCUAUCAAUGAACGGGUUCAUGCAAUUUACCAGAAAGCCCAGGCUCGGUUGGGAGAAUUGAUUGACCAAAACUCCACCUUGCCAUGCACCAUCUCCUCAAUUCAGGUCCUCAACGCUCAUCACACGCGCAGGGGCUUCCUCGAACGCAUAUUUGACCCAUUGCUGAGCUCUCACCAAAAAAGACCCUACACCCUGUCCGAGGCCUUGCGGGAAGUCUCGGCACGCGCGGACAAACUCGGCAGAUUCGACCUCUUCCAGCAACCCAUUUCAGUGUACCUGGACCAAUCACCCGAAGUCGAUGCCCGGACAGGUUUGCCGAACCUCAACGUUUUCGUCUCGGUGAAGGAAAAGCCACGCGUGCUGCUCAAGACCGGAACAGACCUUGGGAACACGGAAGGAUCUGCUUACGGCAACCUCUUGUGGCGUAAUGUGUUCGGUGGUGCCGAAAAUCUCAAUCUCAAUGCCUCCCUGGGAACUAGAACGAGAUCUGCUUAUCAAGCUACAUUCGAGACGCCCAUUCUUAGCGACCCCGAUUUCCGGUUUGAGAUUGGUGGACUUGCCAGCUCCACCCAAAAGUCGUGGGCUAGCCACGAAGAGGUAUUGAAGGGUGGUUGGGGUAAACUCCGCUGGAUGAGCCAGUCCGGACACCGCCACGAAGCUGGCUACAACGGCUUCUGGAGACAGAUGACCAGCCUGGCUGAAAAUGCCUCCUCCACGAUUCGGGCAGAUGGCGGGGACAGUGUCAAGAGCAGUAUUUUCCACAGCUGGGUCAAGGAUGGACGAGACAACCCCCUUCUCCCGUCCCGUGGAUAUUACGCCAAGACAUUCAACGAGCUGGCUGGGUUGGGAGCUUUGAAGGGUGAUGUCUCUUUUUGGAAAUCCGAGAUCGAAACGCAGGGCGCGGUACCGAUUCCGAUCCCAGGUGUCAAAGGUGACAGCGGCGUUUCCUUUACUGCAGGGCUCCGCGCCGGGCUUCUUUAUCCCCUCGGAGUUGGUUCGGAUUCAAGGCCGCAGCUCUCCCGUACCAAUGAUCGCUUCCUUCUUGGAGGACCGACGGAUGUUCGGGGGUUCCGUCUCUGCGGCCUCGGCCCUCAUGACGGGGCAGACGCCGUCGGCGGCGACGUCUAUGCUGCAGGAAGUGCCAACUUGCUCCUUCCACUGCCUCGCGUUGGCGCCGAGAAGCCCCUGCGCCUACAGGCCUUUGUGAACGGUGGCCGGUUGCUGCCUCUCCGCACUGCUCAGAAAAACACGCCCACCACGAAUGCCGAGGUGAGUGAUGCGGUCACGUCGACAAUCUCCGAGUUAGGCAAUGGCCUGCCCAGUAUCGCCGCGGGAGUUGGGCUCGUGUACGCCCAUCCGGCCGCCAGGUUUGAGUUGAACUUUUCUCUCCCCUUGGUACUACGGAAGGGCGAAGAAGGGCGAAAGGGAUUGCAGCUGGGACUUGGCAUUAAUUUCCUGUAG
Aspergillus melleus is the source of this 1551-nucleotide messenger RNA. It is a transcript of the gene sam50, whose product is annotated as SAM complex subunit SAM50. NCBI's taxonomy places the organism in Eukaryota, Fungi, Ascomycota, Eurotiomycetes, Eurotiales, Aspergillaceae. The transcript is spliced from 4 exons. Gene Ontology annotation, cellular component: outer membrane; SAM complex. The coding region runs from base 1 to 1551 and encodes 516 amino acids. The record is from RefSeq and is a predicted model, not a curated record. Gene Ontology annotation, biological process: protein insertion into mitochondrial outer membrane.